AUGCCGCUGCGUCCCUCUUUCCUCUGUAGCCUGCGCCCUGCGCCAAUUCCUCCAGCUUGCAGCGCUAGACUGCUCCGGUGUCCGAUACCUGCUAUUAACUUAUAUGGACUGCAAGCUCAGCAACGAAGAGGGCGGCAUGAUGAGGCCGCCAAGAAGAAUCAUUAUGAGCGACUGAACGUGCGCCAUGACGCUACACCGGCAGAAAUAAAAAAGUCCUUCUAUUCGCUUUCCAAGACACACCAUCCCGACGCCAAUCGUUCAGAUCCAAACGCAUCAUCUACGUUCUCCCUAAUCUCCGAGUCAUACACUGUCUUGUCUGAUAAGUCUCGCCGCUCAGCCUACGAUCGAGAUGUCCUACGUCUGCACCAUCAUCCACCGCAAACAGCCGCUCAACGUGGUUCUUACCAUUCCCACCAGGCUGGUGGACGCGCACCUUCAGGCUUAAGUCGCAGGAGAGGUACCUUUCGCGGCCCGCCGCCUAGUUUCUACCGGAGUGGAGGCUGGGGAGACCAGGCGGACAAGCGUCGCAAGGCGCAUGAAGAAAGUACUGGUGGUGGCGGCGCAUCGUCGCAAGAACAAGGAACAUCACACAGUCGUCAUCAGAGCCCCUGGGGUGACCCUUUUAAACCCCACGAGACCUCUUCUCAUGGAGGCAUGGGACCAGGCGACGAUCCUUUUGGGCACCAGAACAAUGUCCCCCACUUUGACAAAGAAGGUCAUACGCGAACACAUCGACGAGAGGACGAGCGACGUAAAGAACGAUGGCAGAAGCGGGCCAUGGGUGACGACGAUAUUGAAUUUGAGCCACAAACGUCCAUCACUGGGCAUUUCAUCAUAAUAUCGGGCAUUCUUGCAACGACAUUAUUGGCUCCUCUCAUCUAUAUUCAAUUCAUGAGCAUUGGACAGCAGAAGAAGGAGAGAGGUUAG
Molecule: messenger RNA, 927 nt
Organism: Fusarium venenatum
Lineage: Eukaryota; Fungi; Ascomycota; Sordariomycetes; Hypocreales; Nectriaceae
Source: RefSeq, a predicted model, not a curated record